AUGGAAGAUAAUUUUGAACAACUUAUUGCUACACUUCAAACAUCUUCAUCAUACAAUGAUGUUCUUUGUGAAAUAAGACAUGCUUUAGAAAAACAAAAUUCUGAAUUAUUAUCAUCAUUUAUAUCACAAUUCUAUCAAUCAAUACUCAUCCUCGAACAUUGGGCUUGGGAAUUAUUCAGUCAAACUUCUCAACAAUGGAUUGAAGAACCAAAAUAUUUAGAAUUAUUUCAUACGCUUGCAUUAUUUAAUAGGAAUUUAAUUUUUAAUCAUGAUGAUAUUGAUGCUAAUACUAAAGGCUCACUACUUAUACCUGAGACCGUUGACUGUAUUAAUGUUAUAUUUGAAAAAAUUGAAAAGACAAAAGAUGAAAAUGAUCCAUUUAUUAGCAUAGUUAGUCUAUGGUAUGACAAUCUGGCCGAGUUUUUUUAUGCUAAUCCCGAAUUUGAAGUGUCCACUAUUAUCAAUCAUAUCAAUCAUUAUAUGGCACGUCACUAUGUAAUGACUGAUCAGUAUAAGUUCUAUUUAAAUCAACUUCAUCAAUCACCAUUAUCACAAUCCAUAUUUACCACUAAACAGUUAUUCUAUAUUAAAACAUGUUCACUCUCUUUAAGUUUAUAUCUAUUUUCAAAAGGUCAAGAUUUUAUUUAUACUCCUGAAGAAUUACUUCAUCAUUUUGGUGCUGAUUACGUACAAAUACUUAUUCUCCAUAUUUAUACUAUAGAAUCAUGGAGCUCACAACUACUGAGUUGUAUUGCUCAUCUUAUGGCCUUUUUCGCUUCUUGUUGUUGGUGGAGAGGAGAAAAAGGACCACUAGGAAAAAUAGUUUUUCGAACUGAAUCAUCAGCCUGCGAAUUUAUCGAUGCACUUAUUCAUAUUAUUGAUCAUAAGACAUUUUAUGAAUCUAUUACAAUACCGCGAUUAAAUGAUCAAACAGUUCUUUUCGAUAUAACUUUAUUUUCUUUAAUAAUUGUAGCACAAAAUGGAGGCUUUCUUUGGUUUCUACGUUCGAAGGCUUCGCUACCAGAUACACUUUUGACUAUUGCUAAAGUAUCAACUUGUGAUAAAAUUCGUUUAUGUACAUAUGCAAUACUUGGUGAGAUUAUAUGUGAAGAAAAAUUGAAAGAAUUAAAAAUUUCUGAUAGUGCAAGUAGUUUUUUCUUUAAUAUGCUUCAACAAGCAUGGCAACAUCCAUCGAAAAAGUUUAAACAAAUACCAAUAUUUUUUUUAUUCAAAUGUAAGUCAUUUGUAAUUGUCUGUGGAAUUUCAUUAGUGAAUACAUUUUUAGGUUUGGUGGGUUUUUCAAAAAUUGAUGCUUUUCAACAGCAAAUAGCUGACACAAAGAAAGUGUUCUUUUUAAUUGAAAUAUGUAAUGAAUAUCCAAUAAUAUAUGAUAUUCUAUGGGCACUUUCAUUCAAUCAUGACAUUCAAGAACAACUUCGUUCCAGCGCUUCAUUUAUAACAAAAAUAGCUCAUCUGCCAAAAGAAUAUGAUAAUCAAAUACGUAAAAGUGCACAUGGAAUAUUAUGGAACUUGGAAAUAAAUCAUGAAAAUCAUAUAACAUCAGCAAUCAGUGAUGAAAGAAAUUUUGAAAUUAUGAUUAGUUAUUCACAUAAAGAUGAAAUCAUUUGUAAACAAAUCUAUAAAGAACUUGGAAAUAUUGGUUAUCGUGUAUGGAUUGAUUUUGAUCAUAUGCAUGGUAAUAUGAUGGAUGCAAUGGCACAAGCAAUUGAACAGUCAAAUACAAUUCUAAUUUGUAUGAGUGAACAAUAUCGAGGAAGUAGUUAUUGUCGAGCAGAAGCAACUUAUGCUUUUCAACGUCGAAUAAGAAUCAUUCCAAUUCUUUUACAACAACAUUAUAAGCCUGAUGGUUGGUUAUUAUUUCUACUUGGUCAAUUACUUUAUAUAAAUUUUACUAAAUAUGAAUUUUCACAAGCUAUGGAAAUGUUAAUCAAAGAACUAAAAAUUUCAGGCAUCAGUGAGAAAGAUUCUAUAAAUGUUUAUCAGAAUGAAGGAGUUAAUGCUAUCAUUCCCACUACACCUAUAUCACCAGAACCGUCGUCAAUGUCAAUGCUCCCAAAAAAUAUUCUCGAUUGGGAUCAAACACAGGUGGAUGAUUGGCUGACUAGUCAUGGUUUGUUGCAAAUGUCUCGUUUAUUUGCUAAUUUUAAUGGUAAAAGUUUAAUGCAUAUGAGUGAAAUCAUAGAAAAUGUUGAACCUCAACAAGUUAUAUCUUUAUUGCAAGAUGAUUCUCUUCGACAAACAAGUCAAAAUUUAUCAUUAGUUGAAUUAUCUCGUUUUCGAUCUCUAUUGGAACAACAACAACAUUUGACAUCUAGCAUCAUUGCCAAACCUGCAAAAGUGAAAACUGGCAAAUUAAAAAGAAAAUCUUCGUUUUGUUGUCAAAUAACUUAA
This is a messenger RNA of Rotaria sp. Silwood2, 2412 nucleotides long. Lineage: Eukaryota; Metazoa; Rotifera; Eurotatoria; Philodinida; Philodinidae. The record is from the annotation of a GenBank genome assembly.